Xyrichtys novacula (pearly razorfish) is the source of this 3003-nucleotide messenger RNA. The record is from the annotation of a GenBank genome assembly. Lineage: Eukaryota; Metazoa; Chordata; Actinopteri; Labriformes; Labridae.
GUUUAGAGGUGCUUUGUUUCAGGUGGAGAACAGCAGCUGUGUGUGUAUGUGUGUGUGUGUGUGAAUAUCAGAUCUUCAUCAUGCCAAGUGGUCAGAUCCUCCUGCUGUGCAUGCUGGGAGCUGCUCUGCUUUCCUCCGUCCUUUGCAACAGUAAGAAAAUUUCAGUCAGAUAUAUUCUUGGUUUAAUAAUCUGAUAGUUUCUUUGACUUUUUUGUAACUUUUUAUUUCAGAUGCGAUCGGUCCGGAUGACUGCUGCUUCAAAAUCUACCCCAGACGGCUGAACAAAAACCUGAUCAAGUCGUACUACAUGACUGAUUACCGCUGCCCAAAAUUAGGAGCCAUGUGAGAGUUUUGAGCUUUUUUAAAAACUGAUAUUCACACUAAAACAUGACUGCAUUUAAAAAAAUAUAUAUUAACUUGAACUUGAUUUUAUUUUUGAUAUGUCAUGAUUAUUUAAUUGAUGUUUUGAAGUCUGUGUAUUUAAUUUUUCUGCUUAUUUUCAACCUGUGUGCAUCAAAUCUUUAACAUUUUAUCCCAUGCAUUUAAGUUAUCCAUCUUAAGUAUGUUCUGAUACUAUCAACAUAGUUUUUCUUCUAAUUUUCUGAUGAUUACAACACUUUAUGUACAUUUUUUUUCUUUUCACAGACCCCUCAGCUUGUUUUGUUUGUUUUUACAAAAACAGGUUAUGAUUUCUUUUCAAGGUUCCUGCACCAUUUUUAUUUUCUCAAAUUUGAGUAAUUUUAAGCUCUAUUAAGACCCAACAAACAUGAUUUAAGUUUCAAAGGGUCACAAAUUUCCCAAUUAGCCUCAAAAUUGAUUGUUUUUAAUUUCCUUGAGGGAACCUUUCCUAAAGGACAAAUAAAUUUGUAAUUAAUCCAAGCCUGAUUUCCCUGAGAACCACAGACACCCUGAUUUUUUUCUAUACCACAAUAACAAUGCCUGAAUGUCAAUCUGACCUAUAUUUAGAAAAUUGUUUCACACAUGUUGUGUACUUUUUCUGACUUCCCCCAAUCCUUUCAAAAAGCUGCUCCGACAAAAAUGUUUGUUUCCUCCAGACUUCAAAUUUGUCUCACAACUCUAAUAAACAGCUUCUUUAGGAUCUGCUCUCACACUCACCUUUUCUCUUUUCAGCCUCGUCACAAAUAAGGGUCGUCACAUCUGUGUGGAUCCCAACAUGUCCUGGGUGGAUGCCAUCAUGAAAAGCGUGGAUGAAAACUCCUUCUAAUGUCCGUCAUGACAUUUCUGCAGCUUCUGUCGCUUUAUUAAAUCAUGUAUUUCUGAAUGUAUCAUCUCACCUGGUCAUUCUAUUGAAGUGAAUGUGCAAAUAUGUCAUUCAUAACCUCAGCGCUGCACUGACUAAUUUACCCUCUGUUUUUGAAUGUCUUUUCUUACUCCCUUUAUAUUCUGAAUAUUUUUAUAAUAAAUUUCUCUCACUAUCUCUCUUUUUAUGUUUUGUUUUUUUAUGUAUCACUACAGUUAGAGGACCACAGUCAGAGGUUUGUAUUCAAAUCAGGAACAUAUAAAAAUAAUUUCUCUAUUUCUCAAACUUACGUAGCACGGAAGGGGACAUUAACUUUUUUUUUUUUUAUUCGCUCAUGCGCUUCAGUAUGCUCUCUGUCCAUGACACUGUCUGUCUCCUCUCACAAAUAAGGCACGCAGAGGAUUAUUUACAAAAACGCAUGCGCAAGAUACAAAUAAAACGCACAUAUGGAUAUGUAUAAAACGCAAAUGCGAGAUACUAAAUCUCAUGAGUGAAUUUAAAAAAAAAGUUCAUGUCAGCUCCCGGGCCCCGUACGAACUUGACAAACAGGAGGAGAACUUUGUGGUGAAAUUGUUCAGCAAGGGUCAGCAUAGCAAACGUAGAAGUACACACUCGAGAUCAAAAUGAGAGAACAAUUAAUGAACACUUGAUUUACUCCAAAAAAGUGUCAUCGUCAUUCCUCAACAUUUGAAUACCAUGCUACUAGAGCAGUGUUUUAUAUCAAAACAAGGACCUUCAACAAAAAAACAUAUUUUGUGGGAAACACAAUCAUCAAAAUUAAAGAAUAGCAAUGUUUGUAGCACAGAGACAGAUUACUACUAAAUUUUCGGAAGGUUAAAAACGGUCAAAAAUUUGCGAGAAGUGUGAAGGCCUUUGCUUUGAAUGACUUGAGCACAUCUACACCCACUCUUCUUCCAGUCUCUUCCACAGUUUGAUGACUGUAGUGGGUUUCUUGGCCGUAACUUUGUUGCAGAGGAUUCUCCAAAAGUUUUUGACUGGGUUCAGAUCAGGACUCUGGGCUGGCCAUUUCAUUAUCCCAAUGUUUUCAGGUUCGAGGAACUGCUUUAUUUGCUUUGCUGUGUGACAGGGAAGGCAUCAUAUGUGGUCAAAGAAGGUGAAUAUGAACAUUUGCAUUCAUUCAGCCAUGUAGCUCUGGAAGAAGUCCAGCGUUCCCCAAACCACAGGGGGUAUAUUUAUAUGUAUGCAUAUAUUCAUAUAUCAUUAUUUUAUUUUUUCUUUCUUUAUUUUAUUUUAUUUAGUUUUCAUUUGAUUUAGUUUUUGCUUCAUCCCUUUAUUCUGUUGCAUUAUUCUUUUUAAUUUUAUUAGUUAGUAUUAUUAUUUUUAAAUGUUAUCUGUUUCAUAUAACUCCCCAAAACAAGUACUCAUAUAGGCACACACACACACACACACACACACACACACACGCACACACACACACAAAGUUAAACUGUUAUCCUAGCUUGUGUCUGUUUUGUCUUGUCUCCCCCAUCUGUUUCUUAGUUUGUUGUCCCUCACCUGUCAUGUUCUGCUUUGCAUCACUUAAAUAAAAAAACGUGUUCUCUAAUUUUGAUCAGUGUUGUUUUUUUUUAAACAUCUCAUUUACCUUUUUUAUUUUUAUUUUUUAUAUACUGUGUUUUUAUAAUAUAUGAAACUCCUGUAAUAUGCUUAAAACACUGCUCUUUUAUUUCAGUUUGGAUCAUUUUAAAACAGGAAAAUGCAGUAAACUUGACAAACUGUGGGUU